AGACAUGGCAGCGCUGAGACAGGAGCGUCGGUAUGGGCUCUCCUGUGCAAAAAUCAACAAAAACGUUCCAAAUAAAUCUCUAUAUCACGUCAAGCUAACUGAUACCGCCAUUCGAACGCUUGAAGCAUAUCAGAAUCUUAAGGGAUCCUUACCAAAUCAGCCAGCAAUUUCCUUCAAGGGGAGCCAGGGGUACAUCAAGAUCCCCGCCCCGUCCCCAGAUGCCUCGGACGCACUAAGGGUAUUUUCCUUCUACCUGUCCAGUGAUAGCAAGGACAAACCUCAGGCCAGCUUCGACUGCAUACACCAGUAUGUCUCAAGGGAGGGCAGGGAGCACCUGGAGGGCCAGGGCAGUAUUCAGGACAAGAUCACUGUGUGUGCCACUGAUGACUCGUACCAGAUGACUCGGGAGCGCAUGUCUCAGGUGGAGAAGGACAUCAUGAGCAGGUCGGCCAUCGAGAUCAAGCCAGGCUCCACACGUGGUAAAUGUGUGAAGAUCCAGAGGAAGCAGGGCCUGUCGUCAAACAUGGACAGCAGCAGCAACAGGCACUCCCCCAGCAGCAAGAGGAGCGGGGCCCCCAGCCCAGUGGCCCUCAGGCCCCUAAGAGACCGCAUCAUCCACGUCCUUGCCUUGAAGGCCUACAGGAAGCCUGAGCUUCUGCUGUGGCUGGAGAGGGAGAGGGCCAGUCCUAAGGACAAGGCUGACCUGGGAGCAGUACUGGACGAGGUUGCUAAACUGAAUCCCAAAGACCACAGCUUUACUCUGAAGGAUGAGUUCUACAGUCACGUCCAGAAGGAUUGGCCCGGUUACCUAGAGGAAGAGAAGCAGCUCAUCCAUAGGCUCCUGGCCAGGAAACUGCAGCCACUGAGCUUCAGUAGCCAGUUGAAGAGUUUCCAGUCAAACCAUUCAUUCCACAAAACCCCUGGGGAUUCUCCGUCACAACUCAGCCCAGUCAAGACUCCCUCUGUGAAACGCCCCUUGCCCUCCGACCUAUUUGAUUUUCAGACCCCCAAGAAGCAAAGACUAGAUCACAGUUUACCCCUGCAGUCGCCUUCCAAUGGACACCUUGGUCCCAUUGGAGCCCGUAGCUCAUCUGGUCCAGGCAACACCAGUGUACAGACCAAAACAGAGUUUGAGAGAACCAACAAUCAUGUCCAGGGAAGCCCUAAUGGUCUCUACACACGGCACAAACUGGAUGGUUCCUCCAGUAUUCCCAAGCUGGAGAGGACAGAGCCGGUCCCAGCAGUACCAAGCCCCAAGGCCCCACAAACUGAGCCCUCCAUCUGCACUGACCAGCAGCUAGCUGACGGCCAGCACAAAAAGAAGAAGUCCAAGAAGCACAAAGACAAGGAACGGGAACACUUAAAACAAGACUGGAUAGAGAACAGUCCCGACCUGAAGCAGAACCAGGAACAUCUCAAUGACCAUGAGGGGGCUAAAACACCUGUCACUCGUACGUCACCGGAGGAGCUGUCCGACUAUUUAAUAAAGUACAACACCAUCACAGCCUCAGAGCAACGGCAACAGUACAAGGAGGAUUUCUGUGCGGAGUAUGAUGAGUACAGGGCCCUGCACCACCGGAUCGGUACUAUCACAGAGAUGUUUGUUCAGCUGGGCUCAAAGAUCAACACUCUGUCCCCCGGUACACAGGAAUACAAGCUCAUGGAGGACCAAAUACUGCAGAAAUACAGAAAAUAUAAGAAAAAGUUCCCUGGUUACCGGGAAGACAAGAAGCGAUGCGAGUAUCUGCAUCAGAAACUGUCUCACAUCAAAGGUCUAAUCCUGGACUAUGACUGUACCCAGGGCCCUUCAUAGUGACUGGCCUGCACCCUGCUGCUCCAGGGUGUUACUGUAUCAAUGGACCAAAAGACUCCUCAUGGACCAAAAGACUGCCCAGGCGAGCCUGGGUCUGGAGCGUCAUGGACUUUAAUCACAUAUGAAUCACACAUUCACUUUACUCCUCCCAGUGUUGAUGGAAAAGAGAAGAGAGGUUCUCGUAUAUGAAGUGGGCCAAGACCAGCGACUCGUGAUGAAAUGAAUCGUUGUUGAGGACGAGUGUUGUUGUUAUGGCUGUCAAUUUAAGCCAAAUUCCUUUUUCUACCCAUAAUGUUAAUGUACAAAAAGUAUUUGAUCCCCUGCUGAUGUUGUACGUUUGCCCACUGACAAAGAAAUUAUCAGUCUA
Messenger RNA from Coregonus clupeaformis (lake whitefish), 2180 nucleotides. Its product is annotated as RNA polymerase II elongation factor ELL2-like. Gene Ontology annotation, molecular function: cis-regulatory region sequence-specific DNA binding. Gene Ontology annotation, cellular component: transcription elongation factor complex. The transcript is spliced from 12 exons. The coding region runs from base 5 to 1813 and encodes 602 amino acids. Gene Ontology annotation, biological process: transcription elongation by RNA polymerase II; positive regulation of transcription elongation by RNA polymerase II; snRNA transcription by RNA polymerase II. NCBI's taxonomy places the organism in Eukaryota, Metazoa, Chordata, Actinopteri, Salmoniformes, Salmonidae. The record is from RefSeq and is a predicted model, not a curated record.